AUGAUCAAGGACAAUGUGGUACCAUUACCUUUCCUUCUAGUGUGCUGCGCUCUACGGCCGAGAGGUAUCGGUUUGAUUCGGUUGCCAUUCGGAGUGUCAGACCAUCGUUCAGGACCAUACCUACCAAAUUUGUACAUUGCGGGAAAUAAGAUCUACCAUCGGACGCAGUCGAUCCCUGAUGUCUCUCUGCCAGGACAGGACAAGGACUUCUCUGGCCAUGCUCAACUAAAUCCUUUCACACACAUGGCUGGCGUAGGAGCCGACUUCGAUCUUGGCGACUCCUGGGGCGCUGGAUAUGCUCUGCAAGGGGUUAAUUUUUUAGGCUUGGAUCUUCGUAAGCACUAUCGACAGUACGCCCAAAUGCCUCACUUGUACACUGACGGAAUGCAUCAACCUUUUCAAGUAAGUUGUCUAUUUUUUUUCAUUCACAACGGCUGUUAA
Molecule: messenger RNA, 441 nt
Organism: Haemonchus placei
Lineage: Eukaryota; Metazoa; Nematoda; Chromadorea; Rhabditida; Trichostrongylidae
Source: the annotation of a GenBank genome assembly